Molecule: messenger RNA, 887 nt
Organism: Cyprinus carpio (common carp)
Lineage: Eukaryota; Metazoa; Chordata; Actinopteri; Cypriniformes; Cyprinidae
Product: bolA-like protein 3
Source: RefSeq, a predicted model, not a curated record
GCCGGAAACGUGUUCCUGAAGGUGGUGACGACAUAUUCCUGAGACAGGCGCUGGAAUUAAACGGGACAUGACUUUGUCAAGUCUAUUUUCAGUUUAAUAUUUUCAUUAUAUCUUGAAGAACUGACGAACUGCCUCUGCACCAAAAUGUCUGUGCUCAGAGCCAUCAGACGCAACCCUCAAGUGUUGUGUAGAAGUCUGAUCGCGCGCUCUGCGUCCAGUCUGACCGACGGAGAGACGCGACUCACGCGAGUGCUGCAGGAGAAGUUUCCUCGCGCUUCAUCGCUCAAGGUUGUGGAUAUAUCAGGAGGCUGCGGUGCAAUGUACGAAAUACACAUCGAGUCCGAUGAAUUUAGAGGAAAGAGAAUAGUGCAACAGCACCAGUUAGUCAAUCAGGCUCUCAAAGAUGAGAUUAAAGCCAUGCACGGUCUACGCAUAUUCACUGACGUUCCUAGAAAGUAGGAACUGCUCGGCGUCAUUCUCACAUCACGUCAGUCUGACGUCUCACUACCGUAUCAUAUCACACGCCUCAGUCUGUCUCUCUAUAUAAAGUAAAUUAUGCAGAGUUAUAACAGUGGCAGAGGAGUAAUUUACAGAUGUUAUGAAUAAGCAAUGUACAGUUAUGGAAAUAUAGCUAUGGCUCACGAAUGCUGUAAUACGCACAAAAUAAAAGACUGUCAUAUUUUUAAUUUCGUGCCUGUGAAUUAGAGUGUGAAAGGAGAAUGUAAAUGAGAGUGUGCAAGGCAUGUGCAUGGGUUGAAUCUUCGGUCACUGUUCAGUAGUUUUUUGAUCCCGUUGUUUGUGUACGAUCACACUUGAAGUAGCAUUGUCUGAUUUAUUUUCUGUUCUGUCAUUAGGUCUGUUGAUCCAUUAAAUUAUAUCACAUCCUU